GCUCUCUUGUUUGACUGUGAUGGAGUCAUAUUGGAAACAGAGGAGCUCCAUCGUUUGGCAUACAACAAGGCAUUUCAAGAGUUUGGCUUGACUAUCGAUGGGCUGCGGGUCGAAUGGUCGGUAGAGUACUACGAUAUUUUGCAGAACACUGUGGGGGGCGGGAAACCGAAAAUGUUUUUUCAUUUUCGUAACACGUCCAAGGCCUUUCCGAUGGUUGGCGACAAAAAGGUCCCGGAGACUGAGAAUGAUCAGCAAGCCUUAAUUGAUCAGCUGCAGGCUUUCAAGACGGACUACUUUAAAACUCUCUUGGAAACCGAAGGCAAGGCUCGUCCUGGAGUCUUGGAACUCAUGGACGCAGCCUUUGCCGACCCAACCAUCGCCGUAGGGGUUUGUUCAGCAGCUACCAAGGAAGCAGCCGUCAAAACAUUAGAUAUAACUUUGGGACAAAGCCGCGUUGACAUGCUGGACGUGUGCAUUCUCGGAGAUGAUGUUUCGGCCAAGAAACCAGACCCUCUAAUUUAUAACACCGCUAGAGAGCAGCUUGGCAUGGCUGCAAGCCAGUGCGUGGUGAUCGAAGAUAGCUUGGUUGGGCUGCGUGCUGCCAAAGGAGCAAAUAUGAAGUGCCUGAUAACGUAUACGAGUAGUACUGAAUCGCAAGAUUUCUAUGCUGAAGGGGCAGACGCAAAGGUUCCUGAUCUUGGAAGUCGUAAAGUC
Messenger RNA from Phaeodactylum tricornutum CCAP 1055/1, 714 nucleotides. RefSeq lists its product with no specific name. The record is from RefSeq and is a predicted model, not a curated record. The transcript has 3 exons. The annotation marks the transcript as partial. NCBI's taxonomy places the organism in Eukaryota, Bacillariophyta, Bacillariophyceae, Surirellales, Neidiaceae. Gene Ontology annotation, molecular function: hydrolase activity.